Histoplasma capsulatum G186AR is the source of this 1995-nucleotide messenger RNA. RefSeq names its product large subunit GTPase. The record is from RefSeq and is a predicted model, not a curated record. The coding region runs from base 1 to 1995 and encodes 664 amino acids. The transcript is spliced from 2 exons. Gene Ontology annotation, cellular component: cytosol. Gene Ontology annotation, molecular function: GTPase activity; GTP binding. NCBI's taxonomy places the organism in Eukaryota, Fungi, Ascomycota, Eurotiomycetes, Onygenales, Ajellomycetaceae. Gene Ontology annotation, biological process: ribosomal subunit export from nucleus.
AUGCCUCUCGCAAAAUCUAGAAAUACCGUUGGGUUGGGGAAUAGUUUGAUGAAUGAUCGUUUCGGAAAGGGAAAGGGCGCUGAUCGCAAAAAAGUCUCCUACAAUGCCGCCGCUGUUCGACGAACUGGCCCCAGUGGUGAGGUUUAUAUCACCAACCCAUCUGAGGAGGCGUCGUGGGUUAAAAUGCGCAGUAUUACGGAGCAAGGUGCUCUGGAUGAGUUUCUGAGUACGGCAGAGCUUGCAGGGACAGAUUUUACAGCGGAGAAAUUGAACAACGUCAAAAUCAUACAUACGGAUCAGAAGAAUCCUUACCUGCUCUCUGCAGCUGAUGAAAGGGCUGCAGUCAAGAAGCAUCAACGGAAUCGUGGAAGAUUGACAGUUCCCCGUCGACCGCAAUGGGACCAAUCGACAACCCCGCAACAGCUGGAUAGAAUGGAGAGGGAAAGUUUACUUGAAUGGAGGAGAGAGCUUGCGGAGUUGCAGGAACACCAAGAUCUGUUGAUGACUCCAUUUGAGAGGAAUCUGGAAGUUUGGAGGCAGUUGUGGAGAGUAAUCGAACGGUCAGACUUGGUCGUGCAAAUCGUUGAUGCAAGAAAUCCACUACUCUUCAGAUCGGAAGACCUGGAAAAAUAUGUGAAGGAAGUUGAUCCUAGGAAACGGAACUUGUUACUUAUCAACAAGGCAGAUAUGAUGACGGAGAGACAGAGAGAAGCAUGGGCGGAUUACUUCGAAGAACAGGGUAUCAACUACAAGUUUUUCUCAGCUGCAAUGGCCAAGGAGAGCCUCGAGGCGAUGGAAUUGGCUAAGAAAGGCAUAGGUGAGGAUGUUUCGGAAGAGGAUGAGCUAGCUGAUAAUGCAAAGAGGUUAAAUAUUGAUGGUGAAGAAGAGGAUUCCAGCGAGGAAGAAUCGGAGACUGAUGAGGGUGUACUCCUUCCCAAUUCUAAGAGAUCCCGCACACAGAUCCUUACGAUUGACGAACUCGAGGAGCUUUUCCUUGCAGCUGCGCCGCAUAUACAACCAAAGGAAGGGGAUCAAGGGAAAUCCAGGCCAACCACUAUUGGCCUUGUCGGAUAUCCUAAUGUUGGUAAAUCUAGCACUAUAAACGCGCUUCUUGGCGCAAAGAAAGUGUCAGUUUCCGCCACGCCAGGGAAAACCAAACACUUCCAAACACUCUAUCUCUCACCGAACCUUCUCUUGUGCGAUUGCCCUGGUCUCGUCUUCCCUAACUUUGCAACAACGAAAGCGGAGCUUGUCAUCAAUGGCGUUCUACCAAUCGACCAGCUGCGUGAAUUCCUGGGUCCAGCCGGCAUUGUGGCCCAGCGUAUUCCAAAACCUUUUUUGGAAGCUGUAUAUGGGUUGAAAAUCAAUAUGCGACCUCUCGAAGAGGGAGGAACCGGAAUUCCCACCGCUUCUGAGGUUCUUCGUGCGUAUGCGCGCGCCCGAGGUUUUGCCACCACUGGUCUCGGCCAGCCUGAUGAAUCCCGCGCUGCAAGAUACAUAUUAAAAGACUAUGUUAGCGGGAAGCUCCUGUUCUGCCACCCUCCACCUACCUCUGAAUCCGCCAUUGAAGCUGGAAAGCACCCCAUUGACCCAGCAGAGUUCAAUCGAGAAUUAUAUGAUAUUUCCCAUCUACCGCCAAAAAGACGAGAGGCUUUCCUUAGUCAAGGGACAGUAUUGCCCCUCUCCGGUCCUGAUGAAUCGCCUGGUCACCAUGACAACGAUGCCGAUAUAAAUGGUGAGAUUUUGCCGAUCUCAUCCUCUACAGUUUCUCAUCCUCAGGGUGCCCGCGCGCGGAACCUCGACAACGGAUUUUUCUCAGCCGUCGGCUCGGGAGGCGCAGAGCACGUUAAGAUGCCCUUCAGUUAUCAAUACACUGAACAAGGUGCUCUUCAGAACCAAAGAAUGAUGGCAGCAUUGGCAAAUGGGAUUGGUGAUCCACAAGUUCAGAGGGUUGGAAAGAAGCAUUUCAAGGACCUAAAACGGUGGUGGCAAUGA